Molecule: messenger RNA, 1373 nt
Organism: Chilo suppressalis (striped riceborer)
Lineage: Eukaryota; Metazoa; Arthropoda; Insecta; Lepidoptera; Crambidae
Source: the annotation of a GenBank genome assembly
UACACAAAAACAAGGACUGCAAUGAUUUUGUAGAUAUUAAUGAUGACAGAGAUCGACAUAAAAAUCAUGCCUCCAUAAUUACCAAUUUAAUGAAACAAAGCGUUAUUGAUCACGUUAACUCUUUCAUACCUGUUGAAUCUCAUUAUGUCAGGUAGCGAUCAAACAAAAAAUAUUUAGGUUCUUCUUUAUCAUUUUCGAAAAUGUAUAAAUUGUAUGCAGAAUGGUGUUCAAAAAAUAAUUAUAAUGAUAAAGUAGGGACAGUAAGACCUUAUAGGGAUAUAGUUAAUACUAAUAUGAAGAUAGGUUUUCAUUUGCCAAAAAAAGAUCAGUGCGACCUCUGUCAUCAAUUUAAGAACACGUCUAGUCCUACAGAUGAACAAAAGGAAAAUUUUGCUAAGCACCAAAACGAAAAAGAAUUUUCACGUAAAUUAAAAUUAGAAACUAAAAUUUUAGCUUUAUCUAACAACAAAGUAGCAUGCAUUGUAUUUGAUUUUCAAAAGGUAUUGAUUUAGCGCACCUCAUGGUAAUAUCAGCGUUUACUUUUAUAGGCGUAAGCUUAAUGUGUAUAAUUUUACGAUUUUUGAACUGGCUUCUAAAGAAGCUUUUUGUUACAUGUGGAACGAACAAAUUGCUAAAAGGGGCGCUAACGAAGUAGCCAGUUGUUUAUGCGAUUUCUUCUCUAAGCUAGUUUCUAAAGGAAUAUCUGAAAUCAAUUUAUGGUCUGACAAUUGUGGUGGACAAAACCGCAAUCGCAUUGUAUAUUACAUGUACUUAUUGGCCGCUAAUAUUUUCAAAAUCAAGAUCUGCCAUCGUGUUUUAGAAAAGGGUCAUACGCAAAAUGAAGGAGAUUCUGUUCAUGCUCUCAUAGAGAAAAUGGCUAGGGGAAGAGAAGUAUAUUAUACACUGUUUACUAACAGUAAUGAUACUUCAUUAAAUGAAAACGUUUACAAAAUUUUGAAGAGCAUGCUGCAUCCCAAGUUGCCGAAAGAGAAAACUUACAAAGAGAUUGAAGAAACAUUGAAGUUGCGAUUUCAAGUCAGAACUUCGCACUAUAGAAAACGAAUUUUAUUUGACAAUUUAAAACAAGAUGAUGAGGAAAAUGUUUCAAAAUGGUAUGCUUGCAUUAAAGAAGCAGCAGCUGAAUGCAACUUCUCCCAGGGUGUGGAGGAGCGAGUUAAAGACAAAUUUGUUACAGGUUUGAAGCCAGGUCUUUUACAAGAUAGAUUAUGUGAGGAGCCGGUGUCGGUGUGUAAAAAACAUUAAGGAGUUAUUGGAAAUUGCAUUACAUAAGAAAGCAGCUUGUAAACAACCGAGCAUUUCAGUAAAUAAAGUUGAGAAAGUAAAAAGUAAGCCAGUGACAGGAGACUACAAGG